This is a messenger RNA of Pseudoliparis swirei, 1337 nucleotides long. RefSeq names its product sp9 transcription factor (gene sp9). The transcript has 2 exons. Lineage: Eukaryota; Metazoa; Chordata; Actinopteri; Perciformes; Liparidae. The coding region runs from base 1 to 1320 and encodes 439 amino acids. Gene Ontology annotation, molecular function: DNA-binding transcription factor activity, RNA polymerase II-specific; RNA polymerase II cis-regulatory region sequence-specific DNA binding. The record is from RefSeq and is a predicted model, not a curated record. Gene Ontology annotation, biological process: regulation of transcription by RNA polymerase II.
AUGGCAACGUCUAUACUUGGGGAAGAGCCACGGUUUGGAACUACACCUCUAGCUAUGCUGGCUGCAACUUGCAACAAAAUUGGUAACACCAGUCCUCUUACAACUUUACCUGACUCAAGCGCUUUCUCAAAAGGUGGAUUUCAUCCUUGGAAAAGAUCCUCCUCAAGCUGUAACUUGGGAUCCAGUCUGCCCGGUUUCACAGUAGCAACCAGCCGCGCGUCGACAGGACUAACACCGACCAGUGGCACCGGCAACAGCGCCUUUUGCUUAGCCUCCACCUCCCCGACCUCGUCUGCAUUUUCCACAGAGUACAGCGGUCUGUUCUCCAACGCUGCGGGAGUCACAUCCCAAGACUCCGGACAGUCAGCUUUUAUAUCCAAAGUCCACACAUCAGCAGAUACUCUUUACCCCCGAGUGGGGAUGGCGCACCCGUACGAAUCGUGGUACAAGUCCGGUUUCCACUCGACUAUCUCUGGCGAUGUAACAAACGGUGCGUCCUCGUGGUGGGAUGUCCACACUAAUCCCGGGUCAUGGCUCGAUGUCCAGAAUCCUGCAGGCACCCUCCAGACCUCACUGCACACCGGGACACCUCAAGCCAUCCACUCCCAGCUGAGUGGCUACAACCCGGACUUCUCCUCGCUGACGCACUCGGCGUUCAGCUCCACUGGAAUCAACCCCUCUGCGUCUCAUCUACUGUCCACCAGUCAGCACCUGUUAACUCAGGACGGGUUCAAAACAGUGAUCCCCACUUACACAGACGCGUCUGCCGCCAACGCCAUGAUUUCUGGGGGCAGUUCAGGAAUAAGUAGCUCCUCGAGGUCGUCCCGGCGGUACUCCGGCCGAGCAACAUGUGACUGCCCGAACUGCCAGGAGGCUGAGCGGCUGGGACCCGCCGGGGCCAGCCUGCGCAGGAAGGGACUCCACAGCUGCCACAUUCCCGGCUGCGGUAAAGUGUACGGAAAGACAUCUCACCUCAAAGCACAUCUGAGAUGGCACACCGGCGAGCGGCCUUUUGUCUGCAACUGGCUUUUCUGUGGCAAAAGGUUCACUCGGUCCGAUGAGCUCCAGAGACACCUCCGCACCCACACCGGUGAGAAAAGGUUUGCUUGCCCGGUUUGUAACAAGCGCUUUAUGCGGAGUGACCAUUUGAGCAAGCACAUCAAAACGCACACGGCCGGUGGAGGAGGCAAAAGGGGGAGCGACAGUGACACCGACACCAGUAACCUGGAGACCCCGAGGUCCGAGUCCCCAGAACUUAUUUUGGAGGGGGUAAAUCCCAGAAUCAAUGUUAUGGAUCCGUCUCCUCAAGACGAGCCCUAAUGAGGCUUCACCCAAAA